AUGCCAGUAUUCUCCAAAGCUCCAGAAAAUCGUGUUAUUGAGGCGUGCGAAGCCGCCCGUGCCCAAGAAAAGCCGAAUUUAUCAAAGAUCGCGCGGGAAUUUGGUGUUUCGUAUGAGGUGCUGCGGGGACGCGUCCGCCAGGGUAAACAGGCCCGUACUGCCCAAAAACCCGUGAAUAAAGUACUUCAGGAGGAUCAGGAGGGAGCUCUGACUCAGUGGCUAUGUAAUAUGCGUGAUCGUUAUUUGCCAGUGACCCCUGCGUUGCUAGAACAAAUGGCCAACCUCGCGCUCGAGCGCGCUGGUCUCAGUCGACAGUCUGGCAAGAUGUGGGUAUAUCGCUUUAUCAAACGUAUCCCUGCAGACCUUCAACUUGCCCCAUUGAAGCAGAGGACGAAAGAGCAUAAACGGAUCCAGGCGGAUGAUAGUGGAGUACUCGAGCUGUGGUAUAACCGAUGGAGGAAUGUGGUUAAAGAUGCAGUGCCGCGGUUGGUAUACAACGUCGGUGAAUGUGGCUUCUAA
Molecule: messenger RNA, 519 nt
Organism: Penicillium maclennaniae
Lineage: Eukaryota; Fungi; Ascomycota; Eurotiomycetes; Eurotiales; Aspergillaceae
Product: DNA-binding domain-containing protein
Exons: 1
Coding region: 1-519 (172 amino acids)
Source: RefSeq, a predicted model, not a curated record